ACGAUUUGGAAAAAGUUCUCCGGGUCUGCUCUACAUUUGUUUCAAGGAAUUUCUCCUUAGCCAUAGGGAGAGGAAGAGGAAGGAACGAAUAAAUUCCCACGGGUUCGAUUUCGAAUCGACUGUUUCCUGAAAGGCAAAACAUGGCUUUAGCUACUUCCCAAGUGAAGAAUUCAAGUCUACUACCAAUUGUUGAAAAUGAAGUCCCAACGAACCCAUAACCAAACAAGGAUUACGAUCUUCAUCCCUUGAAGUUUCCAUUCAAUCUUUUAAACACUAUGAACAAGAAAGGAUUGGCAAUUUUGAUGCGAACCAAGAUGAGACCUAACAACGAUCUCUCCAACUUCUCUCUCUCUCCUCUUUCUAACCCCAUUCAAUCCAAUACCCAGGAAUCAACUGGACGUGUAAUGGAGCAUAGCCUGGACGAAACUGGAAAGCGGCUCAGUUUCUCAGGCAAAGCAGAAGGAGAUUUUGAUCUUGUUCGUGGAUGGAUGCAUUCCGCUAUUUCUAUGAAGAAAAUGGAAGGUCUAGAUGCCAUGCUUAAUGAUUUUUCAAAGGGCUAUUUCAGUCUCUCUCUUGAGAACCGCCGUAAAUUGCUUCUCCUGCUUGCCAAAGAGUAUGACUUUAAUAGAACACAAGUUCGUGAUCUGAUGAAACAAUAUCUUGGUAUUGAACUACCUAGUGGUGAUAAUGCACAACCUGCCGGUCAACAAGAUGACAUCCCAUUUUCUGCUUUCUACUCUCUUGAGCGCAAUUUGAGGCAUGCUCUAAAACCAACAUAUGAAGUUCUUUUUGAACGGCUUAACACACAUCCUGGUGGGCUGGGUUUUUUGUCGAUAUUACGAGCUGAUAUUCUUUCUAUUCUCGCAGAGGAAAACACUGCGUCUUUGAGGGCAUUGGAUACCUACUUAAAGGAGAAACUUAGUAUGUGGCUCAGUCCUGCUGUCUUGGAGCUCCACCAGAUAACUUGGGAUGACCCUGCUUCUUUACUUGAGAAAAUUGUAGCUUAUGAGGCUGUGCAUCCAAUCAGCAAUCUUAUUGAUCUUAAAAGAAGGCUGGGAGUUGGUCGACGUUGUUUUGGGUACCUACACCCUGCAAUACCAGGUGAACCUCUUAUUUUUAUUGAAGUUGCACUUUUGAAGAAUGUAGCUCAGACAGUUCAGGAAGUUUUGUGGGAUGAUCCUCCAAUACCUGAAAGUGAAGCAACCUGUGCAUUGUUUUACUCUAUAUCCUCUACAAAGCCCGGCUUAUCAGGCAUUAAUCUUGGGAAGUUCCUCAUUAAACGAGUAAUAACACUUGUGAAGAGAGACAUGCCAUAUAUCAACACAUUUGCAACUCUAAGUCCAAUCCCAGGUUUCAUGCAGUGGCUCCUAUCAAAGUUAUCAUCUCAAUCAAAUCGGGCUGAAACAGAGGUUGCGUCAAGUACAUCCGGGGAUGAAUCUGCUUCCACUUUCUGGGAGAACAUUCUUGAACCGGAGGAGGAAAGAGUGAUCAUUGAAUCAUCGCAAGAUUUUGUCACUGGAAUGAAUGGCAUGGAGGUCAUGUUUAGGUUAUUGACCUUGUCAAACCAUGAGUGGAUCAAUUCAACGAAAUUGCUAUCAGCAUUAAAACAGCCUCUAAUGCGCUUGUGUGCAAGGUACCUUGUGGAAGAGAAAAAGAGAGGAAAAGCUCUAGAUUCUGUGGCAAACUUUCACUUGCAAAAUGGAGCAAUGGUUGAGAGACUUAACUGGAUGGCAGAUAGAUCCAUAAAAGGCCUUCUUCAAAGUGGAGGUAUAAUGGUGAACUAUGUUUACAGGAUGGAGAAAAUAGAAGAAUAUGCUCAUUCUUAUUUCCGCACUGGCCAAAUACAUUCCUCACCCGACAUUCUUCGUUACGUCAAGUCCAAACAGUUGGAGGAUGAAUCUAAAGAGUAGACAAAUUUCUGGAAGAUUCAAAUGGUACAUCCACCAUAAGAUCAGUUAUUUAUUCUUCUCUACUGCCAUUGUUGUUUGUGUUAGGAAGGGAGGUUAGAUAUGACAGGAUAACAUAGAUGUGUCUCAAGUGUGGUGUAACAUCACUAUAAUAUGUCAUUAAUUGAAGAAAAUAUUGUGCUUCUUGUGCAUAUUAUCUUUUUUAUGUUAUUUUAUUUAAUAAAAUGUAUAGCAGAUAUAAUUUAUAUCCUUAAA
Molecule: messenger RNA, 2162 nt
Organism: Cucumis sativus (cucumber)
Lineage: Eukaryota; Viridiplantae; Streptophyta; Magnoliopsida; Cucurbitales; Cucurbitaceae
Product: malonyl-CoA decarboxylase, mitochondrial
Exons: 16
Coding region: 276-1910 (544 amino acids)
Biological process (GO): malonyl-CoA catabolic process; acetyl-CoA biosynthetic process; fatty acid biosynthetic process
Cellular component (GO): peroxisomal matrix; mitochondrial matrix
Molecular function (GO): malonyl-CoA decarboxylase activity
Source: RefSeq, a predicted model, not a curated record